CUGAAACUGAUCUCAAAUGCCGAGAGACGUCCUCAUGGCAGGCAUUUCAAGGUCGUUGGAACGGAGCGGCGGGCGGCCUUGGAGGAAUCUGGCUUUUGAAUGUUCAUUUCCUUAAUCAGGAUACUUACCGGUACUGUAAUCCAUGUUGGCAGAUGUUUUUUGAUCUAAGUACUUCUCCGUUUGAUCUAUGUUGCUUUUGAAACGCUUGUCUUCUACAUAAGCUAAGAAUGUUAUUAAUGCGCGAAGUCCGGAAAUUACUAUUGAUAGUAAACGCAAAUCAAGUAAGGAUCCUUUCUUGAAUUGCGUUUUUCAAACUUCUGCUCUCCUUACGCCAAAAAAGUAACACUUUUGACCUAAAGGAUCUAUCCUGAGCCUUACGUUAGAUAGAUAGCUGUUUUUGAGUUUUAUUUGAAUUAAAGUUACCGUAACUCCUCAGCUUACUGUUCAGUUUUUACAUUUUUCCACGUUAGUAGCCUAUUUUUAGUAUUUUUCAAGUCUUUGUAAUAUGCCAUUUGAAUAUAUUGUUCUUUUGACUUAUAAACUACUCCAAUUUUGUUAACAGAUCAUAUUUCACCGUCAACACUAAGACAACAUGUAAGCAUCUUGAUGUCGUUUCGGUGUGUGACAGAUUCAAAGGUCGAUUCCAUUAAAUUUCCACUGACCUUAUAGCAACUCCUGACCGCAGGUAACCAAUCCACAAUGAGACAAUGAGAGAAUAUAGGCUUCUGUAUCAGAUAAAGCUAAUCGAUAAAUUUUUCUCCGAUUUGGAGAUUUUUCCGUCAUGCAGCCUCUCUUUAACAAGGCAAAACCGGAGUUUCCCAGUUUUUAAGCCCUAUUGGUUCAAUUUACAUCAAUGUUGAUGCCGCCGAGAUCUUGACAGAACAGUAUUUUCAAAAACCAUAAACAACGCAUACAAACUGCUUUGGCGAUAGACUCAUCUGCAAUUCAACAGGAGUCUCGGAAGUAAACCUGAGCGGUGGAUUGGUUUGUCAGAAGCUGCAGCAUCUAAACAAGAACACCGCUUGGCCAAGAUGUAGUUCACUCCGCUAUAUUGAGAGGAGCGUCUUCAAUCUUAGCAUGGCCGCUUAGCGUGUUCUCACGUUCGCUAAGCCGAAACAGGGUUCCAGAAGACUGGAAGAUGGCACACAUCGCACCAAUUUUCAAAGUAGGCUGAUAUGAUGAACCUUCAAGCUAUCAACCAUCGGCCCUUCUCUCAGUACCCUCAGAAGUUAUGGAGUCCUUGAUAGAUGACGGUCCACAUGACUAAUUAUCUGCAAACUACAUUUUACUCUCAACCACACUAUUUCAAAGGAAGUCACUUUUGUAUAACUAACAUGCUGACUGCGAUGGACAACCAUCUUUGGUUGCAAGAGAAAGGUUGGUGUUAUAUACCUUGAUCUCUUAAAAGCACUUAAUAGGGUCAAUCAUAUGUGUCUCAUAAAUAAGCUCAAACUGUUAGGUAUCAAGUUGCCGUUAAUAGAUUGAUCCACGCAAUAUCUGAACAACCAACUCUCUAAGGUCAAGUUCACUUUUUCUCAAACUAUAGAAUGUCCUAGUGGGGUCCCCAGGGCUCAGUACUAGAACCUCUUCUCUUUACAGUUUGUAUAAAUGACUUCCUCUGCAUCGUCUGAGUUAUUGCUUCAAGCAGAUGAUGUUAAACUGGAGAGAAGUUUAAAACCAAGAUAAUGAGCUGGCACUUCAGAAGGAUCUGACUCGAUUUCAAAGUUUGGCGAACAACAGACUUUCAACACUUCAAAGUAUGAAGUGGUUCUCUUGAGACUUGUUGCCGACUACGCAUAGUUCCCCUAUAGAGGUGUCCCAAGUUGGAAAAGAUAUAACAAUCUUGCCAUCUCACUUUCUGAAGUCUUACUCUAGCUGCGACAAAAGUGCCUUUCGAGUAAAACUUGCACUAGUUGCGUUGAAGCUCAUUUUUGGCCAGUCUCACAAGAGAAUGUCCCACCUAGUCUUCAAGUUUUAUUUGGUCCAAUUUAGAGUAAGAAAAAUAGUUUCCUCUACUCCAAGGAGUAAGAAUAUACUGAAACGUAUACAAAGUCGCACUCAGACAUCAAAUCACUGUGUCUACCCAUUAGAGUAUUGUCGUCUCAAAUGUAUCCCAGUGAUUUAUAUGACACUAUAUAUAUACUCUAAACACUCCUGGGCACCCUCCCAAAUACUUGUUUAAGCUCAGUCCCAACACAAACUUUAGAGGUAGCACUGUGAAAUGACAGACACAACAUAGCAGAAUCGACUGCAGGCACACCUACUCCAGGAAUAGUAAAAUUCUGGGAUUCGCUGCUAGCUGAGGUAGUGCAAGUCAAUUCCCGGCAGUCCCUCAAGAGAAAAACUGACUUAUUUUUAAGGACUAAUGAUAGUAUUUCACCAUAAUUUACAAACAUUUCCCUUCUGUGUGUUACAUAUACCUAGGUUCCUAACUGAAGGCAUCGGGGACUUACUGCUACUAAAUACGGAAACACGUUAAGCGGAAGCUUCUAUUCCGUCCACAACCAUUCGAGUGGGGCUUCAUAAAUGUCAACAAGAUUUUUCCCUAAUUCAGUGCUUUACAUAUUUUCUUUUGUCUUCCGUACCAAGAUUUGUCUCCGAGUUUUGUUAUGACGUUUCUUGUCAUAAUAUACCAAUCUGUUUUAUUACAUGUUAUUACUUCUGGAUAUACAAAACUGAAUAUAAUCCGUGCAGUAGAAUGGUUAAACGACGGUCAAACAGCUGUUUACAAAGAUUGCAGAGAAAUCAAUCUGUUUAUAUAAGAUUGUCACAAAGAUAUUAGCAUAAAUAUGAAUCGUUCGUUUCUAACUUAAAUCACUGGUCUUAUCAGUUAAGGUUCUUUAGAUGUCCACAUACUCACCUCCGAAUAUCCUUUUAGACUGUCACCUAUGAAGUCAUUAAAAUUUGUUUUUUUAUGUUCUCUGUAGUCUCAUGGUUGAUCCAUUACCGUCUACAAGUCAAACACAGCCCAAUAAGCCUUUUUCAGUGGAUAUUAGAGAUUUAUUUGAAAGGAUAAUGAGACCCCGGCACCUAACGUCCUGGAAUCAGGUUGAAGAAGCCAUAGAUCUUUUGCAGAAAGUUUGUUCCAUAAAUAUUGGUUAACUUACAUAGAUGACUUACACACACUAUGUAGUUAGAGAAAGCAAAUUAAAUAAAGAAGAGCCUGGACUUCAUUACCACUAUGUUGUAUAUGUGUGCACUUUUGGCCACAAACGAAAGCCGGAAGGUACUGGGCAAAGAGUUAAAGGAUCGAAAUUCACUGGUUGUAAAUCCAUGUUUAGAAUCAGAUACGAGCAUAACCGAUACAUAAUACCGGCUUCUAAAACAAUACACAAUCAUCCGUGCGACAGUGAAUAUUUAACAAACGACCCUUGGUCCAGAAAGCUCAGCCAAGACCAAUUGCAAGUUAUAAUCCCGAUGAUCACCGUUAGUUUAGAACCAAAUGAAAUAAUUAAAUAUGUUGAUGAAACCUUCAACAAAACCAUUACACUCAAUGAUUACAGAAAUCUCCGACACAAAGUUGCUAAAAGUAAGUUCCCUUAUAGUUAAAUAUCGUUAUGUUGUAGAAAUGACGGUCUUACAAAGGUAAUCUGUUCAACAACCUUAUGAAUGUGACGAUCAUGUCACUCAAAUUUUUAGAGUAUGCUUUACUAAAUUAUAUAUGUAAAUUGUAAAUGUAUAAAUGGUUUCUUGAGGUAAUUGUUAUCGAAUUCACAUAUACAAACAAAAAAGUAAAGAUGUUCCACUUACUAACAAUUAUUUGUUUCAACUAGUUAUUACACAUAACAAUGGUUACGUAUAUCCAGUUACUUUUGCUCAAUCUAAACAUGAUAAAAACGUGCGGAUAAAUAUAGGCUCACUAUGACAGAAGUAACAACUAAAGCAUUCCCAAUAUACUUUGUUGAAUGUAUAAACCAAGGAAUAUUAAUGACACAUUAUAGACUAGACGUUCCUCUAGAAAAGUUGUUUUCUACAACCAUUACCAAUAUUGUGUUGGGAUUUUGGCAGUCAUUAACCGUAAUUGUCCUGUUGGUAAUUUCGGUAGCAUACUUAACCCUCCCAAUAGGAAUGAGUUGCUAAUAUUGUUGUCUUCGAUGCAUAAUCUUUUCAAUCACCAAUCAUACUGUUACUACCUGUAUUAUUCCGGGAUAUGGCCUGACAAUUUCAUCUCUGUGCUAAUGGGGUAUGGCAACUUGAAUCGAUGUACAUACGUACUAGGUUUUUCAUUGUAAACUGACUAACGGGAUUAACACUCGUGACCAGGGGUCUUUUUCCAUUAUGUAUAAAGUUCGAAUGAGUUAUUCUCUCAGCUGAUUCCAAACGUGGGUUUAAAACUGGUGUCGUUCGUCCUAACCUUCGGUAGCAUACACACCAUCUUAUCACACAAGUAUAGCAUGAUAAUAUCGUAGCUCAUGUUUUGCUUUAUUCACUUUGCUUUCUUUACUACAAAAAACACGGAUUUUAUCUGUUGACAAGUAUUUUUGGUAUAAGUUAAAUUAUUUUCUCAAGUUAAUCCUUGACUCACUAAUAUUUUCGCUUCUCAUUUCAGAUAAUCAAAAAAAAAGAAACUAGAGAUUACCUAUCGCUGAUGUACAUACUCUGUAAAUUUAUUAAUUAAAUUAUAACUUUUAAUUCC
Messenger RNA from Schistosoma rodhaini, 4636 nucleotides. The record is from the annotation of a GenBank genome assembly. Lineage: Eukaryota; Metazoa; Platyhelminthes; Trematoda; Strigeidida; Schistosomatidae.